AUUGAUUUAAAUUUAAAAUGAAAACUAUCUUAGCCUUACUUGCUAUCUUGGCCAUCGCUUUCUGCGAUGUAGCCGUCGACCUCGACUCCGAUGGAGUCGCAGAUGUCAUCGUUCCUGAUGAAGCCGUCGUCCGUGUUGAGCCAGUCGUACCGGUCGUAGAACCUGUUGUAGCUAUUGAAGAGCCAUGGGCAGUCAGAGAAGGAUGGAGAGGAGCUUAUGACUGGACUGGAGAUGGAAUCAUUGACUGGAGAGACGACUUUGUAGUUGGUGGUGUCAGACCAUGGGAAGGUGACUGGAUCAGAGCCGACUGGAACAGAGACGGUAUUCUUGACGGAAGAGAUGGAUGGAGAAGAUUUGGAAAUGAGUGGGCCACCGGAGCUUGGGAUCCUACAUGGAGAGGAGAAGGAUGGCAUCCAGAGACUGUCUCGGUAAGAGAAGUACCAGCUGGAUUUUAUACUGACUCUGAAUGGAGGACUGUUGAAGGACCAUGGGAUACCUUCGGAUGGGGAGGCGCUCUUGUAGCCGAUUGGAACAGAGAUGGUAUAAUUGACUGGAAAGAUGACCUUGCAUGGAGAGGUGGACUAGGAAACAGAGUUGUGGAAGCUCCAUUCGCAGGAAGAAGAGUUGUUGAAGCACCAUUCGUUGGAGGACCUCAUAGAGUAUUCUAAAUUAACUUCCUUAACUUUUCUUCUAAGAAGAUUUA
Molecule: messenger RNA, 703 nt
Organism: Moneuplotes crassus
Lineage: Eukaryota; Ciliophora; Spirotrichea; Euplotida; Euplotidae
Source: the annotation of a GenBank genome assembly